GCCCUGUGGACAAGCCUUCGCAUACAAGAGCGUCCUCCGCAGUCAUCUCGAGAAGGUGCACAAGAUCACUCCGACGGAGGAGGAUCUGCAACCCUGCAAGGACGAGCAGGAGCGCGCAAAGUAUGCUCGGACGGAGCCGCCCAAGAAGGCAAUCCGACCCAGCCUGCGACCUGCAAUAGACCAGGGCGAGUGUACCAGGUGA
Symbiodinium pilosum is the source of this 202-nucleotide messenger RNA. Lineage: Eukaryota; Dinophyceae; Suessiales; Symbiodiniaceae. The record is from the annotation of a GenBank genome assembly.